GAUAGAGAUGGGGGGAAGAGCGAACACCAUGUGGUUGUGGACGAUUCUCAGGACUCGGUGAGCCCGGCCGUCAACGGAACCACGUCACCGCGAGAGAAUGGAGUCGCCAAGAAGACCCCGCCCCUAGGCUCUGUCAGUCCGCGGAGCUCCGGAAGCUCGUCGUCAACGCCGCAGGCCCGGAAGGAGGAGAAGCCCGCCACGCCCAACUCCAAGACGCCCACGCCCACGUCCUCGGGCGCCAGCUCAGUCAAGCCCGUGGGCAAGGCAGCCCCCCUCCCCGGGGUAGCCUCCUACCCCCCCGGCUACGCUCUACCUGAGGCCGCAGCCGCCGCCGCCGCCGCCGCUGCCGCCGCCGCCGGAUCCGCUGCGCCCUACCCGUACCCGAGGCCGCCCGCACACCCGCAGGCUGCCCCGCCCUCGUCCCUGGACAUGCACGUGCGAACGUCCUCCCUGCACGCCCUCCAGGGCGGCAAGCCGGCGUACAGCUUCCAUGUGAGCGGCGAGGGCCAGCUGGCGCCGGUGCCCUUCCCGCCCGACGCGCUGUUGGCCCCGGGCAUUCCUCGGCACGCGCGGCAGAUCAACACGCUGCACCACGGCGAGGUGGUGUGCGCCGUCACCAUCAGCAACCCCACCAAGUACGUGUACACGGGCGGCAAAGGCUGCGUCAAGGUGUGGGACAUCAGCCAGCCCGGGUCCAAGACGCCCGUGUCGCAACUCGACUGCCUACAACGUGACAGCUACAUCCGGUCGGUGAAGCUGUUGCCCGACGGCCGGACCCUGCUGGUGGGCGGCGAGGCGUCCACCCUCAGCAUCUGGGACCUGGCCACGCCCACGCCCCGGAUCAAGGCGGAGCUCACCUCCGCCGCCCCCGCGUGCUACGCCCUGGCCAUCAGCCCCGACUCGAAGGUGUGCUUCAGCUGCUGCAGCGACGGCAACAUCGCGGUGUGGGACCUGCACAACCAGACGCUGGUGCAGCAGGGCCACACGGACGGCGCCUCCUGCAUCGACAUCUCGCCCGACGGCACCAAGCUGUGGACGGGCGGCCUGGACAACACCGUGCGGUCGUGGGACCUGCGCGAGGGGCGCCAGCUGCAGCAGCACGACUUCACCAGCCAGAUCUUCUCGCUGGGCUUCUGCCCGACCGGCGACUGGCUGGCCGUGGGCAUGGAGAGCUCCAACGUGGAGGUGCUGCACGUGAACAAGCCCGACAAGUACCAGCUGCACCUGCACGAGUCCUGCGUGCUCUCCCUCAAGUUCGCCUCGGCCGGCAAGUGGUUCGUGUCCACGGGCAAGGACAACCUGCUCAACGCGUGGCGCACGCCCUACGGCGCGUCCAUCUUCCAGUCGAAGGAGUCCUCGUCGGUGCUGAGCUGCGACAUCUCGUCCGACGACAAGUACAUCGUGACGGGCUCGGGCGACAAGAAGGCCACCGUCUACGAGGUCAUCUACUAGACCCGUGCCGCCGCCGCGCCCCGCCGCCGCAGCCCCGCCGCCGCAGCCGGGGCGACAGGCGACCCACCUUUGCCCUGCUCAAGCGGGAGACCAGAGCUCCCCCCCCCCUCCGCUACCACGCUAAGGAGAAUUCGGCCCCCCCUGCCC
This is a messenger RNA of Penaeus vannamei (Pacific white shrimp), 1599 nucleotides long. NCBI's taxonomy places the organism in Eukaryota, Metazoa, Arthropoda, Malacostraca, Decapoda, Penaeidae. The record is from RefSeq and is a predicted model, not a curated record.